AUGCUGAUGCUGGCGGUGGCACUGGUAGAGAUCCGCGCCGCGCAAAGAACCUUCGAGGGCGCCUACAUGCGCACGGCGCUCUCGCAGUUCAGCUUCGCCCUGAUCGUGCUCAAGAUCUUCACGUCCGAGUUCUACGCCAUCGGCGCGCUGUUCGCCGUCUACGGCGCCGCCGUGUUGCUUUGCGCCAUCUACAGACGGUAUCACGGGAACCAGCAGUUCUUCACCGCCACAGACGACGACGGGGGCGUCCAGAGCAAGUUCCGCACCAGCGGCAAUAGUGUUUUGUUGCUCACCACGCUGAGCGUGGGCGCCUAUGUUGGCUUGUUCAUACUGACGUGGCAGCUGCAGACGUGA
Molecule: messenger RNA, 354 nt
Organism: Anthostomella pinea
Lineage: Eukaryota; Fungi; Ascomycota; Sordariomycetes; Xylariales; Xylariaceae
Source: the annotation of a GenBank genome assembly